This is a messenger RNA of Geodia barretti, 291 nucleotides long. The record is from the annotation of a GenBank genome assembly. Lineage: Eukaryota; Metazoa; Porifera; Demospongiae; Tetractinellida; Geodiidae.
CGCCAGAAAGGCAUGGGCCAGCAUGGCCAGGGUGAUGUGCCGGCGCCAGCCGACCCACAGGCGCACCUGAUACUCAUCCAGCCCCACCUCCUGUUUGGCCUCCUUGAAGACAUCUUCGAUGAUCCACCGGGUGCCAGCCACGCGCACCAGUUCCGCCAGAGAUACCUCUCCCGUACCAAAACAGGCGUAGUAGGCCAGGUCCUCAGGAUCGGCGAUGCUGCGACGCACCAGCAGCCAAUGCCCUUGGUCCGGCUCCGACCCGGGCCCUAUCGGCACCCAACCCCAAUCGUA